This is a messenger RNA of Aureobasidium melanogenum CBS 110374, 699 nucleotides long. RefSeq names its product Phospholipase/carboxylesterase. The record is from RefSeq and is a predicted model, not a curated record. Gene Ontology annotation, biological process: protein depalmitoylation. The coding region runs from base 1 to 699 and encodes 232 amino acids. Gene Ontology annotation, molecular function: palmitoyl-(protein) hydrolase activity; carboxylic ester hydrolase activity. NCBI's taxonomy places the organism in Eukaryota, Fungi, Ascomycota, Dothideomycetes, Dothideales, Saccotheciaceae. The transcript is spliced from 7 exons. Gene Ontology annotation, cellular component: cytoplasm.
AUGGCUGCGAUCGUGCUUCCUGCCGCCAGAAGGCAUACCUCUACUGUCAUUGUCAUGCAUGGUUUGGGUGACAGUGGCCACGGAUGGUCGUUCCUUGCCGAUAUGUGGAAGGGCAAAUUCGAAGAGACCUCUUUCAUCUUCCCCCAUGCACCCGAGAUCCCUAUCUCUGUGAACAUGGGAAUGAGAAUGCCUGGUUGGUACGACAUUAUGUCUUUUGACGACAUUCAACAAAACGAAGACGAGGCUGGCAUUACCCGUUCACAAGCGUACAUCCACUCUCUGAUCGCCAAGGAGAUUGAGAAGGGCAUCCCUUCCGAGCGCAUCGUCCUCGGUGGUUUCUCUCAGGGUGGUGCCAUGAGUCUUAUGUCAGGCGUCACUGCUCCUACACGGUUGGGUGGCAUCUUUGGUCUCAGCUGCUACUUGCUUCUUCGUGGCAAGCUUAGAGACAUGAUCCCCAGCGAGAACCCAAACAAGCAAACACCCAUCUUCAUGGGCCAUGGAGAUGUUGAUCCGGUUGUUCAAUAUGCUUGGGGUCAGGCCACUGCUAAGACUCUUCAAGAAUGGGGCUGGAACGUCGAUUUCAAGACGUACAAGGGUCUUCCUCACUCAGCUGCUCCGCAAGAGAUUAACGAUCUGGAGCGCUACAUCAAAGAAAGAGUCCCUGAUCUUGGUGACAAGCCUCUUCCCUCCAAGGCCUGA